AUGCGGUUCAACACGAGAACGUUGUCCGCUUCCUCCCUCCUCCUAUGCACCCUGCCGUCUCUGUCCGCUGCUUUCUAUCUACCCGGCGUAGCUCCCACUUCCUACGAUGAAGGCCAAUCCGUUCCGUUGUACGUCAACCAUCUGACGCCGGGGCUAGCCCAGCAAGAUGACCAGCUGCACUCGGUGUUCUCCUUCGACUACUACCACCAGGCGUUCCACUUCUGCGCGCCGGAGGACGGACCAAAAGAUGUUCGAGAAUCGUUAGGAAGUAUUCUGUUUGGCGACCGGAUCCAGACGUCUUCGUUCGAGCUGGCAAUGGCCAAGAACGAGACGUGCAAGUCCGUGUGUCGAGAGGUCCAGUUCGACUCCCGCAGCGCCAAGUUCACCAACCGCCGCAUCGCGCAGGGAUACAACAUCAAUUGGCUAGUGGAUGGUCUGCCGGGAGCGCAGAUCAACAUCGACUCGGGCACCGAUACCAAGUUCUAUAGCCCCGGUUUCGCGCUCGGUACCUUGGACGAGAACGGAGUGUCGCUUUUGCACAACCACUACAACAUCUACAUCGACUAUCACCGCGUGGGCUUCGGCAACAAGGACAAGUUCCGGGUGGUCGGCGUGCUCGUCAAGCCGGAAUCGCGAGGCAACUCUCACGUGCUCGAAGAUGGCGCGGCGGACUGUGGCAGCAACGAGACCCCCGUCGUUCUGAACGAGGAGGGCGACACUCCGGUGAGCUGGACCUACAGCGUCUACUGGACCGAGUCGACCACGCCGUGGGCCACUCGCUGGGACAAGUACCUGUACGUCGAGGACCCGAAGAUCCACUGGUUCUCGCUCAUCAACUCGGCCAUCUUCGUCGUCUUCUUGGUCGGCAUGGUCAGCAUGAUCCUCGUGAGAGCGCUGAAGAAGGACAUUGCGCGGUAUAACAGACUGGAUAUGAUCAACCUGGACGAUCUGGACGGCACGUCUGCUGCCGUGGAGGACGGCAUCCAGGAAGAUUCCGGAUGGAAGCUGGUCCACGGAGAUGUUUUUCGCUGCCCUCGAUCGCCGUUGUUGUUGAGUGUUCUUGUCGGCAACGGCGCUCAGCUCUUCAUGAUGACCGGUGUCACCGUUAUCUUUGCUCUUCUCGGACUGCUGUCCCCCUCUAACCGCGGGUUCUUGGCUACGGCCAUCCUUCUCAUCUACACGUUGUUCGGCUUCAUCGGUGGAUACGUGUCGGCCCGUGUGUACAAGUCGUUCGGCGGAGAGUCGUGGAAGCGCAACAUCAUCAUGACUCCCGUUUUGGUUCCCGGACUCAUCUUUAGCGUUUUCUUCCUGCUCAAUCUGUUCGUCUGGGGCAAGGGAUCCAGCGGCGCCGUUCCGUUCACCACGAUGCUCGCCUUGGUUCUUAUCUGGUUUGUCAUCAGCGUGCCGUUGAGUUUUGCGGGCAGCUGGCUUGGAUUCAAGCAACAGGCCGUUGAAGGACCGACCAAGACCAACCAGAUUCCACGCCAAGUGCCCCCGAUGACCGGCACCCUGCGAACCGUUCCGUCGUUGCUGCUGACCGGUGUCCUGCCUUUCGCGGCUAUCUUCGUGGAGCUGUACCUCAUCACCAAGUCACUCUGGACCAACCGCAUCUACUACAUGUUUGGCUUCCUGUUCCUGUGCUACGGACUGAUGGUGAUCACCUCGGCCGCCACGACGGUGUUGCUGGUGUAUUUCCUGCUGUGCGCCGAGAACUACCGGUGGCACUGGCGAGCGUUCGCGGGCGCCGGCAUGACCGGGGCCUUCGUCUUCCUCAACGCCCUUCUUUUCUGGGCGACUCGCGUCAGCUUCGGCGGUUUCACGGGGGCAGUGCUGUAUCUCGGAUACUCGGCUUUGAUUUCAUUUAUUGUGUUCAUUUUGACCGGCUCGAUUGGAUUCUUUGCUAGCUGGGCGUUUGUGCAACGCAUCUACGGUUCGAUCAAGGUCGAUUAA
Aspergillus melleus is the source of this 1950-nucleotide messenger RNA. RefSeq names its product transmembrane 9 family protein (gene TMN2). Gene Ontology annotation, cellular component: fungal-type vacuole membrane; endosome. Lineage: Eukaryota; Fungi; Ascomycota; Eurotiomycetes; Eurotiales; Aspergillaceae. The transcript is spliced from 4 exons. Bases 1 to 1950 code for a protein of 649 amino acids. The record is from RefSeq and is a predicted model, not a curated record. Gene Ontology annotation, biological process: vacuolar transport; protein localization to membrane.